Trichomycterus rosablanca is the source of this 2313-nucleotide messenger RNA. It is a transcript of the gene picalma, whose product is annotated as phosphatidylinositol binding clathrin assembly protein a. Lineage: Eukaryota; Metazoa; Chordata; Actinopteri; Siluriformes; Trichomycteridae. The record is from RefSeq and is a predicted model, not a curated record. Gene Ontology annotation, biological process: clathrin-dependent endocytosis; synaptic vesicle budding from presynaptic endocytic zone membrane; clathrin coat assembly. Gene Ontology annotation, molecular function: SNARE binding; phosphatidylinositol-4,5-bisphosphate binding; clathrin heavy chain binding. The transcript has 21 exons. Gene Ontology annotation, cellular component: clathrin-coated vesicle; clathrin-coated pit; synaptic vesicle. Bases 349 to 2172 code for a protein of 607 amino acids.
CCUGCGAGGUUUUGGUCGGUCCUUUUAAAAAAGCUUGUGAGGGGGAGAGGAGACGGUCGGAAAGGAAACGGGGAAGUAAAACAGUGAGUGAGAGAGGGAGUGAGGGAGAGAGAGAGAGAGAGCUAGCUAGAGAGAGAGAGAGGAGAGUGCAUGAACGGGGCUGGUGUAAUAGAAGAGGACGCUUUUGUAACAGAAGAGGAAACCUUUGAAACUUGAGGGACCAGAGAGCAGCACAAGGGACAUCACCACCAUCAUCACCACCCCUGGAUUUACCUCAGACAAGCCUGCUUUUUUUUUUUUUGCUUUAUUUCCCACAAAUCCACACACACAACUGACACAAGUGCGAAGAUGUCUGGCCAGAGCAUAACGGACAGGAUAACCGCAGCUCAGCACAGUGUCACCGGCUCGGCGGUGUCCAAAAUCGUCUGCAAAGCCACCACGCAUGAAGUCAUGGGACCGAAAAAGAAACACUUGGACUAUCUGAUCCAAUGUACGAACGAGAUGAAUGUGAACAUCCCUCAGCUGGCGGACACGCUGUUCGAACGCACCGCCAACACCAGCUGGGUUGUAGUGUUCAAAUCCCUCAUCACUACCCAUCAUCUUAUGGUGUACGGCAAUGAGCGAUCUAUUCAAUACAUGGCUUCCAGAAACACAUUAUUCAACCUCAGUAAUUUUUUGGACAAAAGUGGCUUACAAGGCUAUGAUAUGUCCACUUUUAUCCGGAGGUACAGCCGCUAUCUCAAUGAGAAGGCUGUAUCCUACAGACAGGUGGCGUUCGACUUCACCAAAGUAAAGAGAGGGGCAGACGGUGUGAUGAGGGUAAUGAACACAGAGAAGCUCCUGAAGACUCUUCCAAUUGUACAAAAUCAGAUGGACUCUCUUCUCGACUUCAAUGUCAAUGCAAACGAACUCACAAAUGGAGUCAUCAAUGCCGCCUUCAUGCUCUUGUUCAAAGACGCUAUCCGGCUGUUCGCGGCUUACAACGAAGGCAUCAUCAACUUGCUCGAGAAGUACUUCGAUAUGAAGAAGGUCCAGUGUAAAGAGGGGCUCGACAUCUAUAAGAAAUUCCUCACCCGCAUGACGAGAAUCUCCGAGUUCCUCAAGGUCGCUGAGCAAGUGGGCAUCGACCGAGGAGACAUUCCAGACCUGUCUCAGGCCCCGAGCAGUCUCCUGGAUGCAUUGGAGCAGCACUUGGCUUCACUAGAGGGGAAAAAGGUGAAGGACUCAACUGCAGCCAGCAGAGCAAGUACGCUGUCCAAAGCCGUGUCCUCCCUGGCGAACACGGGCAUAUCUUUCACCAAAGUGGACGAAAGGGAAAAGCAGGCAGCCUUGGAGGAGGAACAGUCUCGUUUGAAAGCACUUAAGGAGCAACGCGUCAAGGAGCUCUCUAAAAAGCCUUCCACUUCCUCGACCACGGCCGCCUCUCCAGUAUCCACGGCGUCUGGCAGCAUCAGCACCGCCCCCGCCAUUGACCUUUUCUCCACAUCGAGCUCCAACAACAGUGUUUCAAAGGUGCCAAAUGAUUUGCUGGACCUGCAGCCAGCAUUCCAGCCAUCGCUGCAGCUGCCCACUGCUCUGCCUGUAACCAACACAUGGGGAGGUUUUUCAGCAGCGCCUAUUCCCCAGCCAGCCAGCUCUUCUGGCCUCAACGUCGACUUCGACUCGGUGUUCGGCAAUAAAUCCAACACUAACGGUACAGAUGCUGCCGGUGAUGUUUUAGGCGGUAUUCUGAAACCCACAGUCACGUCACCUAACCAAGGUCUGCCACCCAGCAUCCAACAGCCUAAUAAACUGGUGUCUGAUGACCUUGACUCCUCUCUGGCCAACCUUGUGGGCAAUCUGGGUAUUGGAAAUGGCACAAUGAAAAACGACAUCCAUUGGAGUCAACCAGGUGAAAAGAAGCUAACUGGUGGAAACAACUGGCAACCAAAGAACGCUCCGACUACAACUUGGAAUCCUGCUACAAUGAAUGGCAUGCAUUUCCUACAAUACGCGCCGUCCGUCAUGGCUUUUCCUGCCACAACACCCACAGGCAUGAUGGGAUACACAAUGCCAACCCAGAUGACUCCAAUGACCAUGAUGACACAACCCACCAUGAUGUACACACAGCCUGUGAUGAGGCCGGCGAACCCCUUUGGCCCACUCUCAGGAGCACAGAUGCAGUUCAUGUGAAUCCGGAAAGCGUCUGCUUCUUGAGGACGAAGAAAACAGCUGUCGAUCUCAAAACCUUUAAUCUGUCCCCAGUUCACUGUUCAACUCUUGAGCUGCGAGCACAGCCCCAGUACUGACUCUUACUCGGACAGGACACAGGGA